AUGAUAUUAGGUGAGAAGACCGCCGAUGAGAGUGUGGUGGUACCCCGCGAGAAGACGGAGGAAGAGCUGCGCGCCGAGGCCGAGGCUGAAGCGUUGGCCAGACAACUGACACUGGACGAAUUCAAGGCGCAAAUGGCGGCCAAACGCGAAGAACCUCAAUUCAACAUACGCAAAGCGGGUGAAGGCACCAACGACAAGCAGUUCGGUGGUAAGCUGGUGCCGCUGCAAAGGGAAGAGAUAGAGGAGCCGCAAGAGGAGGAGAUCGUCGUUGUGGUGAGUGCUUGUUGUUGGUUCGAUUGA
Molecule: messenger RNA, 300 nt
Organism: Anisakis simplex (herring worm)
Lineage: Eukaryota; Metazoa; Nematoda; Chromadorea; Rhabditida; Anisakidae
Source: the annotation of a GenBank genome assembly